Ipomoea nil (Japanese morning glory) is the source of this 4171-nucleotide messenger RNA. RefSeq names its product WD repeat-containing protein 11-like. The record is from RefSeq and is a predicted model, not a curated record. Gene Ontology annotation, molecular function: protein binding. The transcript has 22 exons. Gene Ontology annotation, cellular component: cytoplasm. Bases 163 to 3999 code for a protein of 1278 amino acids. Lineage: Eukaryota; Viridiplantae; Streptophyta; Magnoliopsida; Solanales; Convolvulaceae.
AUGUCUUUCUUCCCUCUCCUUCGCCUGAGAAUUGGGAUCUCCUCCGGCGAGCCAUCAUCGUUCUCUCUCUCUCUUCUUUCAUUGAAUCCAAAUUCUAAACUACAUUGAUUGAUCUGUAGAAUUUGAGUUCAAAAUGUGGAUGCAUAGACCGCCGACUGAAUCAUGGGACUGCAUGCUCCCGGGCCCACCGUCCCGCAACAAUGGAGGAUCCGCCGACCUCUCCACCGCCGGCCUCCUCGCUUACGCAGCCGGCAGCUCCAUUUCCGUCGUCGAAACUCACUCCAUGCAGCUCAUCGCCACUAUUCCCCUUCCCCCGGCUUUGUCCACCUCCGCCGCCGCAUCCACGGCUCUCUCCCUCACCUUCUCUUCUCCCCCGAGACCACCAACCACCACCUCCUCAUCGCCGUCGGCGACCGCCAAGGAAGAAUAUGUCUCAUCGAUCAGGACCUUUGUUGGAUACAAACCGCAUCCGACUCGUGGAUCAUCGCUGCGAUAUCCGGACCUUAUCUUCUCAGCCUGUUCAACACUUACACUGGGCGUUGCUUCUUCAAAUACGACGCUUCUCCGGAGUACUUAUCCUGCCUUCGUCGCGAUCCCUUCGACUCUCGGCGUUUCUGCACCCUAGGGCUUAAAGGGUUCCUGCUCUCUGUCAAAGCACUGGGGGAUUCUGAUAAUGACAUUGCACUUAAAGAAUUGCAUAUACGUACGGACACCUCGGAAUUGCAGAGGCUAGAGAGGGAUUCAACUGCUGCUGCUACCGGAGCUCCGGCAUUGGCCACAUUUCCCAAGUACGUAGUGCGAUUCGCUUUUUCACCUCACUGGAAGCAUAUACUCUUUGUGGCGUUUCCGAGGGAGCUGGUGGUGUUUGAUUUGUUGUAUGAGACGGCGUUAUUCUCUACUGGGUUGCCAAGAGGUUGUGGAAAGUUCCUGGAAGUGUUACCGGAUACAAAUAUUGAGGUUCUGUACUGUGCUCAUCUUGAUGGGAAGUUCAGUACUUGGCGGCGAAAAGAAGGAGAACAGGUACACAUGAUGUGUGCCAUGGAAGAACUGAUACCCUCAAUUGGUACAUCUGUCCCCUCUCCCUCAGUUCUCGCAGUCGUUAUCUCCCACUCAGAUUCUACUAUUCAGAAUAUCAGCAAGCUUUAUUCAGAUGGGCACCCUUCACUUUAUGCGGAUCCAGAUAAUCCUUAUGAUUCUUGUGAUGAAUCUCUUGUGAUUUCUAAAACACCUUUAAUCUCCAUUUCUGAUGAUGGGAUAUUAUGGAAAUGGCUCCUGACUGCCGAAGGAUCAGGAGAUGAGCAAAAGAAUGCAAAAAGGCUCUGCACUGUAGCAGAUAUUGGUAAAACUCUGGGAAAUCGUCAGAAGGAUUUUGUACCUUCCAAGAGUGCUGAGAUUAAUAUGUACACACAGCCAAAUGAUGUGAAUAGCAGCAGGAGCUGUCUGUUAAAUGCUGCUAAAAAUGAUGAAGUGUCAUUUAAGAUAAUGCUAGUUGGACAGCUUCAUCUUCUUUCUUCAGCAGUGACUAUGCUUGCUGUACCAUCCCCCUCACUGACAGCUACAUUGGCACGUGGGGGAAACUCUCCUGCUGUAGCAGUUCCAUUAGUUGCUUUGGGAACUCAAAGUGGUACCAUUGAUGUCAUAGAUGUCUCUGCCAAUGCUGUUGCUGCUAGUUUCUCUGUCCAUAGCACUGUUGUUAGGGGAUUGCGGUGGCUUGGUAAUUCAAGAUUGGUGUCAUUCUCUUAUACACAGGGAAAUGAGAAACCUGUGGGCUACAUCAAUAGGCUUGUUGUGACUUGUCUUAGAAGUGGAAUCAAUAGGUCAUUUCGAAUUCUACAGAAGCCAGAGCGAGCACCUAUAAGAGCUUUAAGGUCCUCAUCUUCAGGAAGGUACCUUCUAAUCUUGUUUCGCGAUGCGCCAGUAGAAGUUUGGGCUAUGACUAAGACUCCAAUAAUGCUUAGAUCUUUAGCUCUGCCUUUCACUGUAUUAGAAUGGACUCUUCCAACAGUUCCCCUUUCAUCAUCAAACGAGCCUUCAACCAUGCCAGAUGAGACGCCUUCCCCAGAGACAUCUUUGCCAAAUGCAUCUACCAAAGAUACUAGAACUGGGACUGAUGGAUCUCAGGAUGAGUUUUCAGAAAGUUUUGCUUUUGCAUUGGUAAAUGGGGCUCUUGGAGUUUUUGAGGUUCAUGGACGAAGGAUCCGAGACUUCAGACCGAAGUGGCCUUCUUCAUCAUUUAUUACAUCUGACGGACUGGUAACAGCUAUGGCCUAUCGUCUGCCUCAUGUGGUUAUGGGGGACAGGUCAGGGAAUGUACGUUGGUGGGAUGUAAAUACUGGCCAGUCAUCCUCACUUAACACCCAUAGGGAAGGGGUACGGAGAAUUAAGUUUGCUCCAGUUGUUGCUGGAGAUGAUAGCCUGGGGCGCAUUGCUGUUCUAUUUUAUGAUAACACAUUUUCUGUAUUUGAUUUGGAUUCAACAGAUCCAUUAGCCAAUUCACUUUUGCAACCUCAAUAUCCUGGAACUCUAGUCUUGGAGCUUGAUUGGUUACCUGUACGGAAUGAUAAGAAUGAUCCACUUGUAUUAUGCAUUGCUGGAGCUGAUAGCAGCUUUCGCCUUGUUGAAGUUAAUAUAAAUAAAAAAGUGCCGUAUCUCCAGAAUAGUCCAUCAUCAAAAGAGAGGUUCCGACCAGUGCCUUUAUGUUCUCCUAUAUUAUUACCUACAGCACAUGCCAUUGCUUUGCGGACAAUCAUACAGCUGGGUGUAAAGCCAUCAUGGUUCAAUAUAUUUUCUACAACCAUGGGGUAUGGACAUCAUGAAAUUCCUGGGACUCCCUCAUCAACUAGUGAUCUUCGUGGUUACAUGCUUGAUCCACCAGAUAUUGGUGAUUCUGUCGUACCUGAGAUGCUCCUUAAAGUAUUGGAGCCUUACCGUAGAGAAGGCUGCAUAAUUGAUGAUGAGAGGGUGAAACUCUAUGCUGGUAUUGUCAAUAGAGGUUGUGCAUUGAGAUUUGCCUUUGCUGCUGCAAUAUUUGGUGAACCAAUGGAAGCUAUUUUCUGGCUGCAAUUGCCUCAAGCCCUAACUCAUCGGAUGAAUGAGUUGAUUAACAAGUCCGUAAUAAAAGUUCCUCCAUCCACACCGAUUUCAGAGUUUGACGAGGCAUCUAUGCUGAAUAGGAUAUCAUCAAAGGGAAAAGUAGCUCCUGGAUCAGGGACGCUGAGUAACAGUCAACUUGGUUUGAUGGCUUUCAAACAAGAAGAGUUGUGGAAACGUGCUAAUGAGCGUAUCCCUUGGCAUGAGAAACUGGACGGUGAAGAGGCUAGUCAAAACCGUGUACACGAACUCAUAUCCGUUGGAAACUUAGAAGGUGCUGUUAGUUUACUGCUUUCUACACCUCCAGAGAGUUCUUAUUUCUAUGCAAAUGCGUUGCGUGCUGUUGCUCUUUCAUCUGCAGUGUCAACAUCUUUACUUGAACUAGCAGUCAAGGUUGUUGCAGCAAAUAUGGUUAGGACAGACAGGUCAUUAUCUGGCACACAUCUACUCUGUGCUGUUGGGAGGUUUCAAGAAGCUUGUUCUCAGCUACAAGAUGCUGGAUGCUGGACAGAUGCUGCAACAUUAGCUGCCUCACAUUUAAAAGGAUCUGAUUAUGCACGGGUUUUGCACAGGUGGGCUGAGAAUGUGCUGCAUUCUGAACAUAACAUUUGGAGGGCACUGAUCUUGUAUGUUGCGGCUGGUGCAUUGCAAGAGGCAUUGGCAGCACUGCGUGAGGCACAGCCAGACACGGCUGCAAUGUUCAUUCUUGCUUGCCGGGAAAUACAUGCUGAGUUCCUGUCCAGCCCGGAACUGGAUGAUGAAUCAAGAUUAUCAGUGCAGGAUAAGCUGAUGAAUCUGGGAGUGUUGAACCCAGAAAAUGAAGAUGUGAUUGCAGUGGUUGAUUACUACGGGCAAUACCAAAGAAAAUUGGUCCAUCUCUGCAUGGACACGCACCCUUUCCAUGACUAAAACUUCAAAGGUUAGUAGAUUAUGUUUGUUACGAAAUUCAUAUACGGCUUUAGAUGGUGGUUGAACCAUGAUGUGAAAGUAGGGAAUAUAGGCCAUUUUUUCAUAUCCAAAUUAGGUGUUCAUUGGUAUUUUUUUUUAUGUUUUUGUAAUUCAUCCAUGUUUACGAUUUUAU